Messenger RNA from Cheilinus undulatus (humphead wrasse), 3590 nucleotides. It is a transcript of the gene hmmr, whose product is annotated as hyaluronan-mediated motility receptor (RHAMM). Lineage: Eukaryota; Metazoa; Chordata; Actinopteri; Labriformes; Labridae. Bases 90 to 3155 code for a protein of 1021 amino acids. The record is from RefSeq and is a predicted model, not a curated record. The transcript is spliced from 20 exons. Gene Ontology annotation, molecular function: hyaluronic acid binding. Gene Ontology annotation, cellular component: membrane.
AGCGAUUGUUGUUGUGUGUCAGUGAGCUGCUUUGCAGCCUUAUCCAAACCGUUGAACUUUUUAAUAUUUCAACUUCGGCGAACUAAAAAAUGUCGUUUUCCAGAGCCCCUUUGAAAAGAUUCAACGAGCACGUCGGCUGUGCCCCUGCUCCGGGAACCUAUGAGGUUAAACCUGGGGAUCUGAAGGGAGCUGCCUCCUUCGACAAGUCUGAUCGAUUCAGAGCUUUAAAGGCAGCUGCUCUGCCACCACCAUCGCCCUCUAGAGCUUUGGUGUCACCAGUUCGCAGGACUGUAUCUGUUGAUGGUCUUGUUGAAGGGUCGAGUGCAAAGAAAGAGAAGAAUGUCAUGACUGUGGAGAGGAAACAGCAGAAACUGUUGGAGAAAGAGAUAAGAUCCCUGGUUCAACAGCGAGGGGAGCAGGACCGUCACUUGCUUUCUCUGGAAGAAGAGCUGAAGAAGGUGGAGGCCAAGUUGCUGGCUGCAGUCAGAGAGAGGACAGGCCUCGCUGCAAAUGUCACCACCCUUGAAAGACAGCGGGCUGAGCUCAAGAAAGUUAAUGAGUUCUUAAAAAACAAGGUUUCUGCUGACACUACAAAAAAGAGAAUAAAUUCUCUCACAAUGGAGUUGAUGGAGGCGAGGAGCAUUUUGGAUGUAAAGAACAAGGAGUUGAGUGUACUGCAUAUUAACACUGAAGGCCAACUGAAGGUGCUAGAAACAGAUCUUCAAACUGCCAGAGCUACAGUCACUGCACUAAAAGACAGAAACAAAGACUUGGAGGAUCUUCAUCAAGUGACCAAAAGCCUAAAUGAAGAGCUCGAGAAUGAGAAUGCUAGACUGCAGGCUGUGAUACGGGAGCUUAAGGAGGAGAUCAGAGUCAUGCAGGGAUACCUGGAUACAGCCAAUGAAGAGAUCCAGGAUCUCCGCUUGAAGCUCAAAGAGAAGACCCAGGAGAAUGAUAAUGGUGGUUCUCAGGAGGAGAGAGUAAAGCAACUAGAGACUGAACUUGAGCAGCGCACCACUGAAUUAAAAACCACUCAAGAUGAGCUGAGGCAUAAAGAAGAGGAGGCUCUGAAAUUCAAGCAAGAGCUGCAGGUUUCAAAUGACGCUUUAGCAGAAGCAGAGAAGAGGUUGGAGAACCAGGAGUUGGAGCUUAAGUCUUCACAAAAUUCAGUGAGUGACAUGGAGGAGCAAAUAGAGUCAGCCAACCUUGAAGUUCAAGACUCUCAAGCGACAGUUCGGCAGCAGGAGGCAGAGCUCGCAAGGCUGAGGGAGGUGCUCAGGAGAACGGAGAAGGAGCUGGAUGAGAGGGUGGCACAUCUUGAACAGAGGUGUCUGUUCUCUGAGGAAGAGAGGAGCAAGACCCAGGAGCAGGGACUGAGGAGAGUGGAGGAGCUGAAAACAGAGCUCAACCUGCUUAAAGAGGCUAAAAGAGUUGAAAGCAACAGACUGAGUCAGCUCGAGGAAGAACACGCUCUACUAACUCAGGAACUGACGAAAGAAAAGGCACUUGUUGAUUCCUUAACCGUGCUGGUGGAGCAGGAGCGUGAGGAGUCUGAGGAGCGGUUCAAACAGCUCAAGGAGGAGAUGGAGGAGGUGCUGGGAGAGCUUGCUGUUUUGGAGGAACAAGAAAAGGGAAGGCAGGAGGUGCUACUGAGACAUAAGGAGGAGAAAGAAGAGCUGCAGAAACAGCUGAAUGAAACUUUGACGAUGUCAGAGAGUAGGUGCAACGAUGUCGCAGCUUUAACAGAGGAACAUUUAGCUGCAAAGAGGGAACUCCAGGAAGCACUUACAAACUCGCUGAGCAAGAUGGCAGACAUCGUCACAGAGCUGGAAAGCACCAAAAAUGCUCUAAAGGGAGCCGAAGAGAGGCAGAAAGAACUGGAAGCAGAGGUGGACAGAGUAACCAAGCAGAUGAAUGAGGAGAUGGCUAAAACGGUUAAACAGAAAGAUGAGGAGAUCAGCAGAGUGAGGGAAAGCUUGGAAGAGCUCCAAGAGAGGCAUUUAGCUGAGGCUAAAGCCCAGGAGGAGAAUUCAAGAGUGCUGCUUGAGGUUCAGACUUCCAUUGCUCAAAAAGAGGAGAAGAUGAAGGCCAUGGAGGCAAGCAGUGCUGCUCUGAUCAGUGAUCUACAACUGCAGACAAAAGAGAGAGAGGAGGCAGUGGAGCAGCUGGAGUUACAGAAAGGUCAGAGUGUGAAAGCCCAGAAACUGCUUGAGAAGGUCAGUCAUGAAAAAGAGGAAAUAAUGGAGCAGCUCCAACAAGAAAGAGAAGAGAAAGUUAAAAUCCAGACAGCUCUUCAGGAGGAAAGGGUUGUGCUGGAAGUUGAAAGGAAAGACCACAAGCAGGUCAGGUCAAAGGUGCUCAGACUACAGACGGAGCUUGAGAGAAUAGACGAGGAAAGGGGGAGUCUUCUGUCUGAGGUGGAACUCAAAGAGAAGUCAAGGCUAACCCUAGAAAGUCAGCUAGACAUGGCAGAGCAGGACAGGAAUCGACUUCAGUCUCGCCUGGAUGAAGCUGAACAAGGCGUUGUGAGCUUCCAGGCCCAAUUAGAGCUUAUGGAGGAGAAGAUGCUGGCCCUUCAGUGUAGGCUGGAAGAAGAGCAACAUGACAGACAGGCUCUGCAGGAGCAGGUCGAGGUACUGACUCAGGAAAAGGUUACACUGCAGUGGGAGAUGGAGGACCAGCGACAGGAACUCCAGAAACAAUUAAGGGAAGCACAGGAGAAACGCUCCCAAAGCUCAGAGACAGAACACUGGAGGAAACAGUACGACGAGCUGUUUUCCAAAGUUAAGCCUUUCCAGGAACAACUCAAUGCAUUUGCAGCCGAGCGAAACGCACUCCUCAAUGAAAACGGAGUCAACCAGGAAGAGUUAAACAAGCUAUCUGAUGCUUACGCUCGUCUCCUGGGGCAUCAAAACCAGAAACAGAAGAUCAAGCAUGUGAUGAAACUUAAAGAUGAGAAUAUCUCUCUGAAACAGGAGUUGUCUAAGCUGCGGUCCCAGCUGAACCGGCAGAAGAUUGAUCUGGAGCAGCUGAAAUCGAGCCUUCCUGGAGCCCCUCGCCGUAGGUUUGAUCCCAGCAAAGCUUUCCAACAUAACAAAGAGAACCGACAAACUGAAACAAGUGAGCCUCUCAAAGAAGGAAAUCACAAUGCAUAAUGGAGCUCUUCCACCAGACAAGAACUGACUACUAAUUGGCUGCCAAAUUAAUUUUUUAUGUUUGGGGUUUUUCUGUACGCAUCAGUGUUGUCCCAGACUCUUUUAUUUGCAAUUUUACUUACCUUUUAGGCCACUUUUUAAUAUAUAGAUUGCAGGUUUAUACUGUCUGUCUUCAUUUUGAAAAUAAACAUGUGGAGCUGUGUGUGUACAGGUUUGUUAAAACAGUUCAGACAGACAGCAGUACAUCUUAAAUUCACACAGUCCAGAGAGCAGACACCUGGUGAGCAUUAAAAUGUGAUGGUUGUUUGCUUUAAAUGUGUCUUAGUCAAAUAUGUAUUUUAUCUGUGUAUCUGUCUGAGUCAUUGUAUCCAUUCCAUGUCGGAUAGCUCUCUAUGUACCUUUCUUCUGUGUAAAUAAAGACAAAUUUUAACAUUC